Messenger RNA from Silurus meridionalis, 3468 nucleotides. Its product is annotated as guanine nucleotide-binding protein subunit alpha-11-like. The coding region runs from base 322 to 1428 and encodes 368 amino acids. NCBI's taxonomy places the organism in Eukaryota, Metazoa, Chordata, Actinopteri, Siluriformes, Siluridae. The transcript is spliced from 8 exons. The record is from RefSeq and is a predicted model, not a curated record. Gene Ontology annotation, molecular function: guanyl nucleotide binding; G protein-coupled receptor binding; GTPase activity. Gene Ontology annotation, cellular component: heterotrimeric G-protein complex. Gene Ontology annotation, biological process: phospholipase C-activating dopamine receptor signaling pathway; action potential; adenylate cyclase-modulating G protein-coupled receptor signaling pathway.
GGGUGAAGUCUAACAGGCUUAGCGCUGAAGAGCAGCUUCACUCCCACGAGUCGCAUUCCUGCGAUAGGCAUCGGGAGCAGCCGCGCGCGCAUACCUGUCAUAUUCCUCACCAAAUGCUGCACUUCCGUGUCAUGUUGGUCUGCUGACCGACAAGAAUGCGUACGAACUCGGUGAAUAUCAGCGCUUUCGGUCUUUUCCAUGAAGACUAAAAAAGUUCGUUUCGGACCACACUCCAGUUCACCUGAGCGCGAGAUGGAUCGUGUUUCCCACCGAGACUCCCAGACCGCCUAAGCUCCCGGAACAGGUGUGACUGAAGGGAAGAUGGAGGGCUGCUGGAGAUGGUGCUACCAAACCUGCACCUGCUGUCUGAACGAGGAGCAACGGAAAUCAGUCGCAAUAGACAAGGAAAUCAAGAGGAUUCUGGCUGAACAGAAGAAAAAAGAGCGAAGAGAAAUUAAAGUGCUCCUACUGGGCACGGGAGAGAGUGGGAAAACUACCUUUAUCAAGCAGAUGAGGAUCAUCCACGGCAAGGGAUUCUCCGAAGUAGACAGACGCACCUUCACCAAACUGGUUUAUCAGAACAUCUUUACAGCAAUCAAGGCCAUGACAGCUGCCAUGUCAACCCUCAGGAUUCCCUACGCCAACCAGCAGAACGAGGCACAUGCUCAGAAGGUUCAAGCUGUAGAUGUCCAUCAUGUAGCCCACCUGGAUCGAGGUUACGUGGAUGCUAUUCAGUCUCUGUGGACCGACACCGGAGUUAAAAUCUGCUACAGUCGCCGGCGAGAGUACCAACUCCUGGACUCUACUGAAUACUUCAUGUCCAGUCUAGAGCGCAUCGCAGACCGUGACUACAUCCCCACUGCUCAGGACGUACUUCGGGUUCGUUUUCCAACUACUGGGAUCAACGACUACUCAUUCGUAGUGGAAAAGAUCACACUCAGGAUUGUGGAUGUCGGAGGGCAAAAAUCAGAGAGGAGGAAAUGGAUCCACUGCUUCGAGAACGUGACGUCGCUCAUCUUCUUGGCUUCGCUUAGCGAGUACGAUCAGGUCCUGGAGGAGAACAACAGUGAUAACCGUAUGGAGGAGAGUCUGACGCUCUUCUACACGACCAUCCACUCACCCUGGUUCUCUAAUGCCUCCAUUAUCCUCUUUCUCAAUAAAAUGGACAUCCUGGCUGAGAAGAUCAAAAUUUCCGAUCUGCAGAACUACUUCCCGAGGUUCCAAGGUAAGAAACGGGACGCAGAUGCAGCCAAGGAGUUCAUCCGUGAGAUGUACAAGCAGCAGGCGCAGACCCCUAUGAAGAAGGAAAACAAGACCAUUUACCCGCACUUCACCUGUGCCACGGACACCAACAACAUCCGCAUGGUGUUCAACGAUGUGAAAGACACAGUGCUCAUUAAGUCUCUGCAGGAAUAUGGUGUGCUGUGACCAGGCCAUGACAUGACUGCUUGUUAAGAUUGUGGAUAAACCCACCUCCCUUUCUUCAUCUUCUUCUUCCAGUGUCAUUUGUCAGACAUUUGUCUAAUAGUUUUGGGUGGUAGACAUGAUAGCUACUUCUCGAGAUUUUGCAAUAAUGGAACAGACCAACAUCUUGGCUGAAGAACUCGUAAAGAACUCAUAAUGGUUUCCCAGUCAUGCAUCAGUGAGGGAUAUUUUUUCUCUUCAUUCUUGGCAAGGGAACGAUUCUGCGGUGAAAAUGAACGUUUUGCAUUGGGAUUGGUGCAGUGAAGACGUUCCACAUACUAGACGGAGAGAAAUCUGUAAGGACCUUUUUUUUUUUGUAUAUUAACGUCUCUUUAAAUGAUGCUGCAUAUUAAAUCAACUGAAUUUCUGGGGUUUUAUGAUUUCAUGGUGUUAGUGUUAUAACAGGACACAUUGUUCAACUAGUUGACGCCUUUACACUCAAAUAUAAGAGUCUUCAAUUGCUGCAAGGGCUCCAUUUCUUCCUCUGGGACCAAGAUCUUAUGUCCUUAUCUACAGGGACACUCCUUUGUAUCAAUUUCCUACUUUUGUUAUCAUUCUGUCUUUUUUUUGCUCUCUCCACUAUACUCUAUUUAACAAGAGUACAGAUGCCCUCUGUAUAAUUAAUAUUUAUCAUAUGUUCUUUGUAUUGUGUCCUGUAAACGUUAUAACUGUAGGUGCUUGGAAUCCUUUGUGGCAUGUAGAAAAGCUGAAUUCGUAUCAAAUGGAGAGAAAAUAUCUCAAAGAAAUGAAGGACAAUCCUAUGUGUCAUCUGCUCACCUUUGAACCUAUGAAUGAUUUAUUUGUGACAUUGAGAAUAAAUGUUUUUCUUCAUUUUAUAAUAUUAGUCAGUACCCUCCAUUGAAAUGCAGCAGACUAUAUGGACAGAAGUUUCUAGAAACCUGAGCAUUCGAUGUGUUUUUUGAACACCCUGUUCCACAUUUUGUUAGCAUUUACUGUUGAUGAGCGACACUCUUCUGGGCAGAUGUUCCACUAGAUUGAUUCAUGAGGGUGUUAGUAAGGUCAGGUACUGAUGUCGAUGAGGAACCCUGGGGUUCAUCAGUGCUCACAUUCAUCCUGUUCAAUAGGGUUGAGUUCAGAGCUCUAGAGCAGGAGAUCUUCCACUCCAACCCUUGUGGAGCAUAUCUUAAUGGAGCUGGGUUUGGACACAGGUUUAUUGUCAUGCUGGAGCAGGUUUUGGUCUCCUCGUACCCAAGUACUGCUUGUGCCUCCAAAGACAAUAUAGUCUCUCCAUUCAACCUAUCACCAUGACCACAGAGAUCACACCUUUUUCUUAUUCACCAGAUGUACUCAACUUGUUCCUGUGUAAUUGUUCUUCCGUUACAUGAUUCGUACGAACACUGGGGGGGACUUACAUAAAAAACCCAAAGCUCUGGAUGAAGGCAGGGCUCAUCAUGCUGUGUGAAGGCGAUGCUACCAAUUGCACUACCUUUAUUUGUCAAUUAUAGUACAAAUUAUAAUUCACUUAGCUUGUGAUUAGAUACCAGCACGGUUAAUUAUUUAUCCUGCCCACAAAACUAAACCAUCUGUUUGCAAUGAUGAACAAUAUUUCAUGUUUACUGGUGUGUUUGUUUUCAUAGUGCCUGAUUUAUGAGGGAAAAGGGAAACACAUUUAACAUGGCAGCGAGCAAUAAGCUACAUUUGUAUAGUCUGUUUCAUUAAACAUUCGGUAGUGCACUGUAUACGACCUGUUUAAUAUCGCUUUAUUCAUGUAUCUGAUUGUUUGUUUUUUUUUACCCGGAAGCACCUGUUUUAUGUUUCAAUAUUUCCUUACAUUAUUACCUUGACAUUUUUAUAGAAGUAGUUUUUUUUUUUUAGUUAGCAGUUGCUGCUUUACCUUCAUGACAAAUUCAUGUAAACUAGGUUUGGAAUAAUAGAUAUCCCACCACCAACACCACCAACACCACCACCACCACCACCACCUACACCACCACCGUCACCAACACCACCACCACCACCACCAUCACCACCACCACCAUCACCACC